Lycium barbarum (goji berry) is the source of this 1551-nucleotide messenger RNA. RefSeq names its product ethylene-responsive transcription factor ERF034-like. The transcript has a single exon. Lineage: Eukaryota; Viridiplantae; Streptophyta; Magnoliopsida; Solanales; Solanaceae. The coding region runs from base 169 to 1350 and encodes 393 amino acids. Gene Ontology annotation, biological process: regulation of DNA-templated transcription. Gene Ontology annotation, molecular function: DNA-binding transcription factor activity; DNA binding. The record is from RefSeq and is a predicted model, not a curated record.
ACUAUCCAACACUUCACUUACCAUAUCAUCUAUAGUACUAUAUAUAGCUUUUCAUAGAUGUCACAAUAUACAUAGAACACACUUCUAUUCAAAAAUAGGAAACUUAAGUCUCAAACUGAAUGCUCAUCCACUUUCAACUCUUUAAUUCGUCUUUCAUCAUUUUCAAGAAUGGACAUUUUUGGAAACUUCUAUUUCGAUCCACUUCCUCUAGUAUCAACUACAUCUACAUCAACCUCUAAUAAUAACAGCUCUGGAAAAGCUAAUUCCUCUGAUGACGAAGUGAUGUUGCUAGCUUCAAAAACCCCGAAAAGACGUGGGGGCAGGAAGAAGUUUCGCGAAACUCGACACCCCGUUUACAGGGGAGUGAGGAGGAGGAAUUCCGAGAAGUGGGUUAGCGAAGUAAGAGUACCCGGCAAAAAGUCAAGAAUCUGGCUUGGCACAUUCCCAACUCCAGAAAUGGCAGCUAGAGCUCAUGACGUGGCGGUCAUGGCUUUGAGAGGCCGGUCAGCUUGUUUGAACUUUGCUGACUCAGCUUGGAGGUUGCCCAUCCCGGCUUCAGCGGCCGCCAAGGAUAUUCAAAAAGCGGCCGCUGAAGCAGCCGAAGCAUUUCGGCCAUCAGAAAUAUCAUCGGAGGGAGAAAACUCCGAGGAAUUAGUCAGCAUUGUUGACCAAGUGAUCAUCAGCGAUGUCGUUGACUCACCUUGGAGGUUACCCCUCCAGGCUUCAGCAGUCACCAAGGACAUCCAAGAGGCGACUGCUGAAGCAGCCGAAGUAUUAAUUCAGCCGUCAGAAUCAUCAGAUGGAGAAAACUCGGAGGAAGUUAUCGUUAUUAACCAAGUGAUCAUACAAGACGUCGUUGAAUCGACUUGGAGGUUACCCCUCCUGGCUUCAGCGGUUGCCAAGGACAUCCAGGAGGCGACCGCUGAAGUAGCCGAAGCAUUUCAGUCGUCAGAAUCAUCGAAUGGAGAAAACUUGGAGGAAGUCAACGUUAUUGACCAAGUGAUCAUACAAGACAUUGUUGACUCGUCUUGGAGGUUACUUAUCCCUACUUCAGCAGCCGCCAAAGACAUUCAGAAGGCGGUCACUAAAUCAGUCGAGGCAUUUCAGACUUCAGUAUCCUCGGAUAAAGAAAACUCCGAGACAAUUACCAUCGUUGACCAAGUCAUACAAGACGUCGUCGUUGGAGAAUUGCCGGAUUAUAGUGUGCUGUUCAUGGACGAAGAGGCGCUUUUCUACAUGCCGGGAUUACUUGCAAAUAUGGCCGAAGGACUAAUGCUACCUCCGCCUCAAUGUAUAGACGGAUAUGGCAUGGAAGCUGAUGAUAUUGGCAUGUCUUUGUGGAGUUAUUGAAUUUAACCAAAUGUGUUGAGAUUUUGAAUUGAUAAUUUACUUUCUUGUAAGUACGGCCAAAAAUACAAUGAAAAAUGGAGUUUGCCAUGCCAUUUUUUUUUUGGAUAUUCGUACUUAUAUACUUUUGAGUGGUACGGAUAUGGAGCAUUGUAGUUUGUACUAGUGUAACGUAACAACUCAAUUUCAUAAACUCUUCCUUUA